This is a messenger RNA of Pollicipes pollicipes, 384 nucleotides long. RefSeq lists its product as uncharacterized. The coding region runs from base 1 to 384 and encodes 127 amino acids. The record is from RefSeq and is a predicted model, not a curated record. The transcript is spliced from 3 exons. NCBI's taxonomy places the organism in Eukaryota, Metazoa, Arthropoda, Thecostraca, Pollicipedomorpha, Pollicipedidae.
AUGGUGCUCACUCCUGGAAGCACCCACGGCCCGACGGUGGAUAUCACGGCCCCAGAGACAAAUGACGAGGGCUACCGGUCGCUGACGUCGACCAGCAGCGGCGCCUCGCUGCCGGCGGCCGCCAGCCCCCCGCGGUCGGCGCUGGCCGACGUCAGCAACCAGUCAGCCGGCGGCGACACGUCCCAGCUCAGCCGCAUCGGACUACACGCCCUGUCCGAGGAGUGGACGGACGCCAGCGGCGCGCUGCCGACAGAGCCACCUGUCGACGGCGAGGAGAACCAGCGCCGCAAGACGCUGACCGACAGGGAUACCAACCCGAUGGCGCACCGCAAGAUCGGCGCCUCGCGCAAGCGACGCAGCGUGCUGUUCGAGACCGCCCUGUGA